This is a messenger RNA of Pyricularia oryzae 70-15, 183 nucleotides long. RefSeq lists its product as uncharacterized. The record is from RefSeq and is a predicted model, not a curated record. The transcript has 5 exons. The coding region runs from base 1 to 183 and encodes 60 amino acids. NCBI's taxonomy places the organism in Eukaryota, Fungi, Ascomycota, Sordariomycetes, Magnaporthales, Pyriculariaceae.
AUGUUUGUAACAACGGUUCAGAUCGUCGAUCGAUUGGCUAGACUAGAUAACGAAUACUGGAUAGAUCUGUGGGCGACCGCGUUUGAAAAAUGUGCCUGGCCGGAGCCGUACUCCGGCACUGUUCAGGGUGAGGAUUUAGGCAAAAGGCACAGUCAGUGCCUGGUUGUCCUCCAGUCCGCCUGA